GGUUUCCCUGGUCCGGGCAAGCGUGUCGUUGGCGGCCUUGCCCUCUCUGCCCGGCCCCGCUCGGGGCCUUUGCUCGGGAAGGGAAGCCUCGGAGCAGAGCCGCGGUUGCCGGCGGGGGCGGGAUGGGGGUCUGAGGAAGAGCCCCUCUGGGAGCCUUCAGCCCGGAGCCAGAGCAGCGCCCUCGGACCACCCCUUUCCCCCAGGGCCCGCCGCGGCCGAUGGCCUCCCGCAUCCUGCACCGGUUGCGCCACGCGCUGGCGGGGAACGGGGAUCAAGAGGGGCUGGCAGAGGGCUGCUCGGGGGCGGAGGAGUGUCCGGAGAGCUCCGAGCUGGAGGAUGACACCGAGGGCCUGGCUACCCGGCUGAGCGGGACUCUCAGCUUUACCAGCAAUGACGAGGAGGAGGAGGAGGACUACCAGGAGGGCGCCAGAGGAGCUAGAGAGAAGCCUGGGGGCCCCCCGGAUCUGGACCUGCCCGGAGAUCCUGCAGAGCAUGGAGGGCCCAGCUCCCCCUCGACAGAGCAACGAGGCAGCCACAUGCUCACGCGCCAGUUGCAGGAGCUCUGGCGGAAAUCGCGGGGAAGUCUCAUGCCCCAGCGCCUCCUCUUCGAGGUCACCAGCGCCAGCGUGAUCAGUGAGCGCAACUCCAAGUAUGUGCUCUACACCAUCUACUUGAUCCAGGCGGGGCAGUUUGACAAAGCGCCUGCCGCCGUCGCCCGCUGCUACUCUGACUUUGAGCGGCUGAAUCGACGCCUGCGUCGCCACUUCAGCAGAGACAUGGCAGGGGUCUCUUUUCCUCGGAAACAGCUGUGGCACAACUUCACACCUGCGACCAUCGCCAAGCGCAGCCGAGCAUUUGAACAGUUUCUCUCCCACCUGCACUCCUUGCCGGAGAUCCGCUGCUCUGCCACAUUUCUGGAAUUCUUCUUCCUAGAUAGCCUGCAGGGAGCGCAGCGCUUGACCAGCAGCGGCCUCUACCCUCAGGCCCUGGCUGCCUGGACAAACACACGGCGGGUGAGGGAGAAACGGGGCGCCUGCCACUCGGGGCAUUUCUUGCUGACGCUGGCUGGCCUGACGGUCUGCCACCAAGAGCUGGAGCAGUGGGACGAGGCCUACAGGGCCUGCCAGCAGGCCCUGCACCAGCUGGAGGGUCAGGAGAGCCACCCCCUCUUGGCUGCCUUCCUGCAGGCCCACAUCCAUCUGGCCUGGGUGCUGGGUAAGGACAAGCGGCAGGCUGAAGCCCACCUGCGUGGCCUGCAGGAAGCUGGGGGGGGCGAACAACAGCCUCCCGCUUUGAAAGAGCUGCUGGUCAAGCAGCCAUUGCCCUGAGUCUUUGCCAAGGGAGAAGAAGUGCUCGGGAAACGGGAGCACCAGAGGCAGGACCCACAGGGCGAACAGGAGGAAGCCAACGCUGCGCUAUGCACAUGCAGCCGUGAGCUCCACACCUCUGCUUGCAGAGCAGCAGGACGAGGUUUGGGGGAGGGCUGGUCCGUUCAGCUCAAGAACCAGAAGAGGCUUCUGGGAUGCAGAGCCACCAUCACCUGAAUCCUUCCAAGAAAAUGAGGCGAUGGCACUGCCACAUUGGGGUGGCACAAGCAUCUGUACAGUCGCUGGCAGAGGGGCGGCGAAGACCCCUCCCAAGAGGAUCCCUGCAGGCGGUUCCUGCUAGAUGGGAGGGAGGCCGUUUGGCGCUGGAAAAGGGAAGCUCGGAGGCACCCAGGCUGCUCUCUUGCAACCGGAG
Messenger RNA from Python bivittatus (Burmese python), 1740 nucleotides. The record is from RefSeq and is a predicted model, not a curated record. Lineage: Eukaryota; Metazoa; Chordata; Lepidosauria; Squamata; Pythonidae.